AUGGAGGAUGGAGGACAGGAGUCUGAAACCAGACCUAGACGAAGGGACAGCUACCUAGACAGGUCAGAGGUCAACAACUGUGUCAAGUAUAUUCUCUUCUUCACAAACUUAAUUCUUUUUUUGACAGCCGGUGUAUCUCUGGGAAUCGGGAUAUGGAUACAGAUACUGAAGGGCAAGGUUGUCGUACAUUUAGUGGACUUCUUGUUUGAUCCUUCCAUUAUGGUCAUGUGUGUGGGAGGUGCCGUCACGUGCUUGGUCUCCUUUUUUGGCUGCUUUGGCUCACUCAGGGAAAAUGUCAUCCUUCUCACCAUAUAUCAUACCCUUGUCAGCUUACUGUUGUUGGUGGAAGUAGCUCUUGUGGUCUUCGUCUUCGUCUUCUAUUUCUCACCGGAAACACUCGACAAACUCAAUAUCGUACCGGAAGACACAUUACGGGAUGCUAUAGUAAAAUACCGAGAUGAUCCGGAUAUGCAAGAUCUCAUUGACGGAAUACAAGAACUGAUGGACUGCUGUGGUGUGAGUAAUACACCAACCGGGUACCAGGAUUGGAAUGAGAAUAUUUACUUUAACUGUUCCGUCGUUAAUCCUAGCCACGAGAGGUGUUCAGUGCCGUUUUCAUGCUGUAUCUUAAACCCAGGGGACAAGAUCAACAUCCUUUGUGGUAAUGGUGCUCUAGAAAGGACGACAGCGGAGGCCGAGACGGUGAUCCACCCAGAGGGUUGUCUAUACAAAUUGGGAAUAUGGAUAGAGCGGAACUCUCUGAUCGUUGGGGGCAGUACACUAGGCAUAUUCAUACCUCAGGUUAUCGCAAUCUGCUUUGCAAAACAAUUGAAGGACCAAAUAAAAGCACAGAUUGCUAAAUGGGUGUUUGACAGAACGUGACGUCAUACCGAUAGUUUGACUAUAUUUAAAAACAUGUAAUCUUCUUAAUACA
Molecule: messenger RNA, 934 nt
Organism: Ylistrum balloti
Lineage: Eukaryota; Metazoa; Mollusca; Bivalvia; Pectinida; Pectinidae
Product: tetraspanin-33-like
Exons: 7
Coding region: 1-882 (293 amino acids)
Biological process (GO): protein localization to plasma membrane; protein maturation
Cellular component (GO): membrane
Source: RefSeq, a predicted model, not a curated record